UUCACCGGUUCAAUAAUAGUAGAACUCCUCCGGCUCUCAGCGGACUGUACACGGUGUUCUAUCCGCUCACAGGGCUCUCCAGCACGGGCAUGCCCCACCAUGUUCGACUUGAACGGAGGCUGGAACCUGUCCUUCGCCGGCUGCGGGUUUCUGGGGAUUUAUCACAUCGGAGUGGCGAGCUGUCUGCUGGAGAAAGCUCCGUAUCUGAUCCGAGAAGCCACCAAGCUGUACGGGGCGUCUGCUGGAGCUCUGACCGCCUCUGUGCUGGCUAGCCAGGCUUCGAUAAUUAAAUGCUGUGAGGAUGUCAUCGAGGUCGCCAAAGAAGCCAGGAAGAGGAACCUGGGUCCUCUUCACCCGACGUUCAACCUCGUCAAGGUGCUGAGGAUGGGGCUGGACCGGGACCUGCCGUCCGACGCUCACGUCCUCGCCUCAGGACGGCUUUGCGUGUCUCUGACUCGAGUGUCUGACGGGGAGAACGUGCUGGUGUCGGAGUUUAAGUCUAAAGAGGAACUCAUACAGGCGCUGAUCUGCAGCUGCUUCAUCCCGAUCUAUUGUGGCCUGAUUCCUCCAUCCUUCAGAGGAGUGCGCUACGUGGACGGCGGGAUAAGCGACAAUCUGCCGCAGUCAGAGAUGAAGAACACCAUCACCAUCUCUCCUUUCUCCGGCGAGAGCGACAUCUGCCCCCGGGAUAACUCCACCAGCUUCCACGAGCUGCGCUUCACCAACACCAGCAUCCAGAUGAAUCUGGGCAACAUGUACCGCAUCAGCAGGGCGUUGUUUCCACCUGAACCUAAGGUGCUGGCUGAGAUGUGCCAGAGUGGCUAUAAAGAUGCUCUACGUUUCCUCGAGGAGAACAACCUCCUGAUGCAGCAGCAGCCAACCACAGGCCCCACCCUGCAGGAGAGCCAGCCCACCUGCUGCUGUCAGCAGUCAGAGACCACCAAAGAGUGGGUGCUGCGGAGGCUCCGCCUACUGAGGAAGCAGCACUGGUGGUUGGAUGAGCAGAUCAAUCUGCCUACGCCUAUCAAGAAAGUGUUCUGUGAAGCCUGUCAGGAUAAAUCCGGCCUAUACACCAAAGUGUCUGAGAUGCUGCCGAUGAGAGUGGCGUCCUACAUGCUCAUGCCAUACACACUUCCUGUGCAGUCUGCCUACUCUGUAGCUCAGAGGUUUGUGGAGUGGAUCCCAGAGGUGCCCGCUGAUGUGAGCUGGCUGGUCGGGGUGGCAGGAAACGUUUAUCGACAGGUGUGGAAGGGAACACCACCCACUUCAAUGAGUGAACCAUGCCUGAGUAAGUGCUUGAAUGAGCCUCAGCCGAUGGAGUGCGACAAACCAGUGCAGAGAGACACCCCUCCUGCUCUGUCUGCCCUCGACCUGCACGGGAGCUACUGGGAGAUCCCAAAUUCUACCUCCUCUUCCUACUCCCUCUCCCAUCCGCCUCACACCAUCCCCUCCUCUCCCACUCAGGUCUGCUUCUUUGUGGGUCUACAGGACGACCCUCAGAGCCAAGCACAGCAGUGAAACGAUUCAGGAUCAGCACUUUAACCACGAUAGGGCGUGAAAUCUCUCCUUAGGAUGGAGGGAUGGUGAAAAUGGGACCAUUAGUUUAUCUCUGACACUGAACACUCCAGGUAGCACCCAGAGUGAAAUAUUGGAACAAGUGCUCUGGAGAGCAGCGUCACAUUCUGCUCAGAAUCAUGGAUGUGUUUUAUGACCUGUUUUUAAUGUGUGUUGUUUUACAUUUUAACUACAACCUUACCUACCUGUUUGUUUGAAUAUAUUCAUUUACUCUUCAUUUCAUAACAAUUAUUUGAGUAGUGUUUUAUUUUAUUUCCAUAAUUUGCUUUCUGUGUCAUUUUGUCCUUCUGAUUAUUUUUGUUCGUUAUAGAGCUCAAAAUCGUGGUUUCAGAGGUAAAAAUCUCUUUAUUUUUCUCUAUUACAGAUUUGAUUAUUAGCAAUAACAUCAUAACUGUCCAAUUUAGACUUUCCCUGAGCUACCUGAGUGUUAAACAAUGGUUUAUAGUCCUGUAGAAGACAUAAGCUCGCAUUAUAUCAACUUUAUUCUCAGACAAAAAGGGUUAUUUGUCAAUCUUGGGCAAAAGAACUACACUACCCACAAUCCUAGAGUGUCAAAGAGACAUCUGUGGGUGAUGUCUGCUUUUACCCGUUUACCUCUACCUCAAACUUCAGCUGUUUUUUGAUUAAUCAGAAUCAAGUUUUAUUGUCAGGUACAUUUUCAUGUACAAGGAAUUUGACUUGGUGUUUGGUACAAAACAAAUAACAGAAGAAAAAUAAAAAAGUAGGAGGCUAAAAUAAUAUAGAAAUAUAUUAUAUUAUAUAUUAAAUUAAAGUCAGAAUAAGGACUUUUUCCUGCCACAAAUUGAAAAAAUUGUGACUGAAAAAUUAUCUUAAUCUUAGAAACCGGAGGGGGGAAAAAGUCAGAAUUCUGACCUUUUUCCUCAGAUUUCUGACUUUUUUCUCAGAGUUAAAAAAAAACACUUUUUUAAAGUCAAAAGUCUAACUUCAAUCUAAGAAUUCUGAAUUUAAUAUCAAAAUUGGAAAUAAAAAGUUGGAUCGCAAACAAUUUUUUUUUCACAGGCUCUAAUCCUCUUUGUACUCUUUUAAUGAUUUAGUUGCAUAUACAAAUGGCAAUAUAUUACACCAUUAUUAGCAAUUUGAACACUUGAUAACUAUAAAAGUAAAAAAAAAAAAAAUUUUGUAUGUUUGAAAAUUUGAAAAGCAUUGGUAGCAAUGAAGUAAGGGAAUCACAGUGGAUUGUGGGAUGUGUAGUCCCUUCACCCCUGACAAAAUUCUGAAAACAAUCUUGUAUCGUAGUUUUUUUUACUCUGAUCUGAUGCUGUUUUCAUGUCUAAUCAAAUGUUUCAUGGUCAUAAGUGUCUGGAUAGCUGGUCAGCUUGGUUUCAGAAUUAAAAAUAUUGGCAUAUGGAUUUUAUAAAAUGUCAAUGGAAGAUUUGAAUGAGGAAAUUUAUCUUUGGAACCAGAGCUGCUGUUGUCAGUGUUGAGCUUCAUGACAUUUUAUGGUGAUAUUUUACAUUUCUUUUGGGUGGUGCUUUUUUUAUUCCUUUAUUUAGAUGGAAAAAUGGUGGAUAGUGUAGGAAACUUGGAUGACAGAGUGGGGAAUGACAUGUGAAUCUAAGCCACCUGUCUCAAGGACUACAGCCUAUGUUCAUGAGUUCAUGACUAGUCUACCAGACUAUCUAGUGCUUCAUUUGGGCUUUACAUGACUUCAUUUAAGUCGUGUUGUUAGGCCUGGUUUUACCCUCACAAAAGUUCUUAUUAAUUCAAAAUAAAUGUCUUUUUAAUCACAUUUUUCUUGCAUGUAACACAACCUUGCACCUUGUUAUCUUGCACAAUAACAAGAGCCAAUUGUAGGAUUCUUACAGAUAUUUAAAGUCUGUAAUUACCAAGAAAUCCUAAAAAAAAAGUUUUUCACUUUGCACUUUGGGCAAAAAAUUGUGUUUGUGUAAUUAAACACUUAGAUUCAUUUUUAGCCCCCUCUACCACCACUGUAAAUCCAGGCAGUUAUAAAGCCAAAAGUGCCUGUACAAGCGAAGCAGAACCAUUUUGUAUUUUGUGCCAUUCUUCCCUUUUUUCUUGUCCCUUGAUUUUAUUUUCCACCUUAGGAUGAAAAGCACAAUUAACUUAUUGUUUAAAAUCAUGGUAAUGUUUUCCAAUGAUAUGAUAAUGUCUCCACCCAAAGAUUAUGUGUCUGAAUAGGAUUUGAAAAGAACUACUUAAAAAGUUGACGAUUGGUCUUUUUCAUGGCCUGGAUGUAUUUUUGUUACUCUUUGGUAAGCAAGUGUUAAAGAAAAACAGCCAAACAGUAUUGAAUCAUGUAUCUGUAUUAUCUUAUUUUUUAUUUUUCCUGUUUAGUCGAUAGUAGAGGUGUUUGUUUUCAUGUCAUAUAUGAGACAAAUAUAUCAUGUAUGCUGUAAUUUAGGGCUGAUUUCAGGCCCUUUUUGAGAGUUUAAACAUUAAAAACAAGUUAGCUGGAAAAAUAAAAAGUACAGCCAGCCUGUUUUUAUCAACCUUGCAUAUCUAGCUUCAAUAGAAAGCUAGAUACUGCUAACUUCUCUUUGUCUAAAAUCAAGGAUCUUUUGUUUCAGAUUUUAAAUUUUAACUGUCUCAUCUUGGCCUUUUUUAAACUGCUUUAUGUGCCAUUAAGUGAAAAAGAAAAACUUGACAAAUCAUCUACCAACAGUAAACCAAUGGAGGCAAUUUUAUUUAGCAUUUUAAUUUUAAGGGAAGAUGUUAGCCUUUAAUCAAUAGCACUUUUCAAAGUUUUACCUGGUGAACUUUACCUAAAAAUGUUGACUGUGGAUUGUUUUUAUUUCUUUUUAUUUCUGGAUUUGUUUCUGACGAAGUUGCAAGAUUGAAGUCUGUCUCAGUCAACAGAAGUCAUGGCUAAAGCAACAAUUUAAAAUAAUAUGUUUGUAAUCCAAGUGACCUUAAAGCGGACAUGGCGUUAUAAUACUCUUUUACUCCUUUACUAUGCAUAGAGUUAGAAACAGACUUCAGUAUGGCAUGGAACCAGGGGGUUUUAUCAUGUAAACCCUUUUCUUGUCAUUUAUUGCUUGAUUGUAAAAUUGGUGACACACUGUGACUUUCCUUUCAAGAUUAAAUUCUUUUAAAAUGA
Cheilinus undulatus (humphead wrasse) is the source of this 4654-nucleotide messenger RNA. RefSeq names its product patatin-like phospholipase domain containing 3 (gene pnpla3). Bases 100 to 1518 code for a protein of 472 amino acids. The transcript is spliced from 9 exons. The record is from RefSeq and is a predicted model, not a curated record. Gene Ontology annotation, biological process: positive regulation of triglyceride catabolic process; triglyceride catabolic process; lipid homeostasis. NCBI's taxonomy places the organism in Eukaryota, Metazoa, Chordata, Actinopteri, Labriformes, Labridae. Gene Ontology annotation, molecular function: triacylglycerol lipase activity. Gene Ontology annotation, cellular component: membrane; lipid droplet; cytoplasm.